GCUGCCGUCUCUUGCAAGGGAAUGAAAAUAAUUUGGUUGACUCAUUCACGUUUGCCUCUGCAUGAGAUUGCCACACUCUUUCUCAAACCUAAAAAUUAACUUGUGUGUCCGGCAAUCACUCUAUAGUUUGGAUGAGAAAAAUACUGAAUUGAUUUUCAAAUAACUGUGUUCAUCUUAUUCAGAAAAGAAAAAAAAAACUUUCCUUGGUGCCAACAAAACGGUUUUGUUUGAUAAAAUCUGAUCUGACAGAAGCUUUGGACCACAAAACUCGCGUAAAAGAGAAAAAAGAAAUUUGAAAAAACCGCUUCUUUGAAGGAAGUGAGGUCACUAGUGGCGCUAAGAAGUGAAGUGAAAAACUAUCAAAAAUGCAGCAACAGCAGACGACUGCAAAUGGAAACCUGGCUCAGGGUGGACAACAAGUGGAGAACGAGCCAGACGAAAUGGAACGUGACUUAGCCGAGGAUGCGGUGUGGAAAAGAAUACAACAGAACACCUUCACGAGGUGGGCGAACGAGCACCUGAAAACAGUAAAUAAAACAAUCUCAAAUUUGGAAUCGGAUCUUUCUGACGGAUUAAGAUUAAUUGCUUUAGUGGAAGUAUUGUCCGGCAGACGAUUACCUAAACACAACAAAAGACCCUCUUUUAGAUCACAAAAAUUGGAAAAUGUAUCAGUUGCUUUGAAAUUUUUGGAAAUCGAUGAAGGGAUUAAAAUUGUAAAUAUAGACAGUACAGAUAUCGUCGAUUGUAAAUUGAAGUUGAUUCUCGGUUUGAUAUGGACCCUCAUCUUGCACUAUUCUAUUUCCCUGCCAAUGUGGGAAGGGGAAGAAGGAGAUUCGGUGUUCGACAAGAAAGGUGGGCCAUCUCCAAAACAGAGGCUAUUGGGAUGGAUCCAGAGUAAAUUGCCUGAUCUGCCUAUCAACAAUUUCAACUCUGACUGGAAUGAUGGACGAGCUGUUGCAGCUUUGGUCGAUGCUUUGGCUCCAGGCUUAUGUCCUGACUGGUGUGACAUGAAACCUGAAAAUGCUCUUAAAAAUGCGAAGGAAGCUAUGGAUUUGGCAGAUAAUUGGUUGGGAAUUCCUCAACUUGUGAAACCAGAGGAAAUGGUGAAUCCUAAUGUAGAUGAUAUGUCGAUGAUGACCUAUCUUUCUCAAUAUCCUAAAGCUGAACUUAAACCUGGUGCUCCCUUGAGACCUAAAACCAAUUCAAACAGAGUUAGGUGCUAUGGUCCUGGAAUUGAACCCACUGGAGUAAAUGUUGGGGCACCAACCAUGUUUACUGUUGAAACUUUCAGUGCCGGAAAAGGAGAUGUGCAAGUUUUUAUUGAAACUCCAAAGGGAGGAAAGCUUGAACCUGUAGAAAUAAAGUUUAAUGAUGACAGAAGUAAAACUUACACUGUAAAAUAUACUGCUCAAAUGGAAGGACAACAUAAAGUGAAAGUUUUAUUUGCUGGAAAAGAAGUUCCUAAAAGUCCAUUCUCAGUUAUGGUUGAAGGUCGUGCUGGGGAUCCUGCUAAGGUUACUGCAUCUGGACCUGGUUUAGAGCCUGUGGGUGUAAUGGCUGGAAAGCCUACUUACUUUGACAUUUUUACUAAAGAUGCUGGACGUGGUCAGGUAGAAGUAAUUAUACUAGAUCCAAAGGGUAACAGGAACACAGUACCUUGCAGAAUACGCAAAACCGAAGAUAAUGUAUAUCGUUGUGAAUAUGUUGCUCAAACAACCGGAAUGCAUUCCGUAAAUGUUUUCUUUGCUGGCCAACAAAUUCCGAAGAGUCCGUUUGGAGUCAAAGUAACUCCAGUUUGUGAUGCACGAAAAGUGAAAGCAACUGGUAGAGGAUUGCAGAAGAAUGGUAUUCGAGUGAAGGAUGUUGCUGAUUUUAAAGUCUUUACAGAGAAUGCGGGAAAUGGACAGUUAGAUAUUAAAGUGAUUGGACCAGGUGGUGUUCAAGAAAAAAUUGAUAUUCGCAAGGUUGAUGAGCAUACAUAUGAAUGUGCGUAUUAUCCUAAUCAAGAAGGACGUUAUAUUGUUACAAUAGCAUAUGGUGGUAUGGAGAUUUCCAAGAGCCCAUACGAAGUGAAUGUUUUACCUUAUAAGGAAUCAAAAAUUAGAGUAUAUGGUCCAGGUUUAUAUGGAGGUGUUGCUGGUUAUCCUGCCCGAUUCACAGCUGAAACUAAUGGAGAAACUGGAACGUUAGGUUUUGUUGUUGAAGGACCUUCACAUGCUAAAAUCCAAUGUUCUGACAACGGAGAUGGUUCUGCUGAUGUUGAGUAUUUGCCAACUCAACCUGGUGAAUACGCUGUUCAUAUACUCUGCGAUAAAGAAGAUAUUCCUAAAUCACCCUACAUGGCACAAAUUUUACCCAAAACGGAUUAUCAUCCAGAAAAUGUACAAGCAUAUGGCCCUGGUAUACAACCUACUGGAGUAGUUCAAAAUCAGCCUACAGAUUUUACUAUUGACUGCAGAAAAGCGGGCGGACAUGCUCCAUUGGAUGUAAGUGUUUUGGAUGUUGAUCUUAAACCAGUUGACCUCAAAGUUGUUGACAAUAAGGAUGGCACAUUUAAGGCUUCUUACCGUCCAACUAAAAAGGACAAGCAUACAGUGCAAGUGAAUUACGGGGGUGUGUCCAUACCAAAAAGUCCUUUCAGGAUAAAUGUUGGUGAGCCAACGGACAGCAAUAAAGUGAAAGUAUUUGGGCCUGGAGUUGAACCGGGUGUGAAGGCUCAAGUUCCAACACAUUUCAACAUUGACUGCCGUGGUGCUGGUACAGGCAAUGUGCAAGUCAAAUUAACAGAUGAAAAAGGUGGUCUAGUUCCGAUUCAGAUUUUAGACAAUGAGGAUGGUACUUAUUCUGUUGAUUACAAUGCUCCUACUCCUGGAAAUUAUAAGGUGUCUGUUUCAUUUGCUGGAAAGGAAAUUCCUAACAGUCCAAUAAAAGUGAAAGUUGAACCACAAGUUGAUGUCAGUAAGGUUAAAGUUGAUGGACUGGAACCAAGUGUGUACAUCGAUUCACCAACAGAAUUUACAGUUGAUGCUCGUGCUGUGUCAAAGCGAAGUGAGGCAAAAGUUCAAUGUAAAAUAACAAAUCCAUCUGGUACUAAAACUGAUGCUUUUGUUCAAAGUCAAAAUGAUGGGACCUAUAAAAUAUGUUAUACUCCUUUUGAAGAAGGUAAUCAUACAAUUGAUAUAACAUACGAUGGAUUACCAGUUCCGGGAAGUCCUUUCAAAGUAAAUGUGUUGAGAGGUUGUGAUCCUAGAAAAGUGAAAGCAUUUGGUCCUGGUCUAGAGCAAGCCAUAGUCAAUCAGGUGAAUUCCUUUACUAUUGAAACGAAAGGAGCUGGUAGAGGGGCAUUAGGUUUGAUGAUUGUUGGACCUGUUGAACCCAAAAUGACUUGCAAAGAUAAUAGAGAUGGUUCUUGCACUGUGGAGUAUAUCCCAGUUGAGAUUGGACCCCAUGAAAUCGGUGUUAAAUAUGCUGAUCAGGAUAUUCCAGGAAGUCCAUUCAAAGUGAAUUGCACUGCCAGUGUUGAUGCCAGUAAAGUGAAAGCGUAUGGACCUGGUGUCGAACCUAACCAGUGUCGUGCAGGUAAACCAAUUCCUUUCACAGUUGAUGCUACAAAAUCUGGAAAGGCACCACUCGAUGUUCAAGUAUCUUCAGAAAAAGGACCCGUUCCUACAAAACCUCAAAUUAAGGAUAACGGCAACGGUACUUAUGAUGUAUCUUAUGUACCUCCUCCUGAGGGUAGCAAAUGCAAUGUCAAAGUUGCGUAUGGUGGUAAAGAUAUUCCUGGAAGUCCAUUCCAAAUGAAAGUUAAACCAGCAGUUGAACCCAAAAAUGUAAAGCUUUCUGGACCUGGUGUACAAAACAAGGUUCCAGCUAGUCUUCCUGUUGAAUUUACAAUUGAUACUAGAGAAGCAGGACAGGCAGAACCUGUAGUUGACAUAAAGAAACCAGACAACAAGCCUUUGAAAGCACAAGUAAUUAAUAAUAAUGAUGGCACCUACAAAGUGCGUUACGUUCCUGAAGACGUUGGACCUCAUAAAAUUUCUGUUAAAUACGGUGGUCAAGAAGUGCCAAACUCACCCAUUACAGUAAAUAGUUACGCUGUUGGCCAAGCUGAUAAAUGCAAAAUAACAGAAGGCAUUGAAGACAAAGUUUCGAUCGGUGAAGAAUAUUGCAUCACUGUAAACACAGAACAAGCUGGUAUGGGUGCCAUUACUUGUAAUAUUACGAGCAGUAACAUAUCAGGGGACGUUGACAUUCACGUGGAAGACAACAGUGAUGGAACAUUUUCGAUAUUUUAUUCUGUAAAAGAAAAGGGAGAUUAUACAAUUAAUGUGAAGUUUGGUGGAAAUCCAGUUCCUGGUGGUAGUUUCACUAUACAGGCUGUUACUGAAGAGGUUCAAAGAAAGAGUGUUACUAAAACACGCACAACUCAAUCUCGAACCACUCAGUUUAGAAGCGUCGAGUUACAUAGCAUAGUUCUUCCUGGCACAGGCCAAAUAACUGCUGAUAUCAAAAUGCCAUCAGGAAAAUUCGAUAAGCCGGUUGUCAUAGACAACCAAGAUGGGACCAUUUCUAUUAAGUACGAUCCAAGGGAAGAAGGUUUACAUGAGUUGCAUGUGAAAUACAAUCAAGAACAUAUACCAGGCAGUCCAUUCAAAAUUUAUGUGGAUUCAAUUACAAGUGGUUUUGUGACUGCACAUGGUCCAGGUUUGAGCAGAGGCAUUGCUGGUGAACCUGCUAAUUUUACAAUUUAUACAAAGGAUGCGGGAGCAGGUGGACUUGAUGUUGCAGUCCAGGGACCUUCUCAAGCGGAAAUAACGUGCCACGAUAACAAAGACGGAACAGUUGCUGUUAAUUACUUGCCUGCAGCUCCUGGAGAAUAUAAGAUUUCUGUCAAAUUUGCUGGCAAGCACAUUGCAGGAAGUCCUUUUACAGCAAAAAUUACAGGUGAAGGCCGAAAAAGAAAUCAAAUAUCAGUGGGUCACUCUAGCGAAGUUUCACUGAAAGUACAAGAAAAAGAUGCCAGAAAUCUGAAUGCUAGUAUUGUCUCUCCAUCAGGUCUAGAGGAACCCUGUUUUCUGAAAACAUUGCCAAAUGGUCAUUUAGGAAUUUCUUUCACUCCCCGUGAAGCCGGACCGCACAUGGUUAACGUUAAGCGACAGGGCAAUCAUAUUCAAGGAAGUCCGUUCCAAAUCAAUGUGUUAGAUCAAGAGAUUGGCGAUGCCACUAAGGUGAAGGUCAUCGGCAAUGCUAUCAAGGAAGGAAAGACUCAUGUUGAAAAUCAGUUCACAAUUGAUACAAAGGAAGCCGGUUUUGGAGGCCUUAGUCUUUCUGUUGAAGGACCCAGUAAAGCUGAAAUUAACUGCAAAGAUAAUGAAAAUGGCACAUUGACUGUAGGCUAUAAGCCCACUGAGCCAGGAUAUUAUAUUGUAAAUCUGAAGUUUGCUGAUCAUCACGUACCAGGAAGUCCUUUUACUGUGAAAGUAUUAGGUGAAGGAUCUAAUAUUCAGAGAGAAUUUAUUAAAAAGCAACGAGAAUCUGCACCAGUUGUUGAUGUUGGCAAUGAAUGUAAACUUACUUUCAGGCUUCCCGGAUCUAGUGCAUUUGAUAUGUCUGCCAAAGUCACAUCACCAUCUGGUGUCACCGAAGAUGCCAGCAUCGCUGACUGUGAUGAGUGUAGUUACAAUGUUCAUUUUGUUCCGAAGGAGACGGGUGUGCAUACAGUCAGUGUACGAUGCAAAGAUCUCCACAUUCCUGGAUCACCAUUUCAAUUCACUGUUGGCCCUUUCAGAGACCAUGGCUCCCAUAAAGUUCAUGCUGGAGGACCUGGCUUAUACAGAGGAACUGUUAGCGAGAUAUGUGAGUUUAAUGUUUGGACGAGAGAAGCUGGUGCAGGAAGUCUUGCUAUAUCGGUGGAAGGUCCAUCAAAAGCUGACAUUGACUUCAAAGACUCUAAAGAUGGUUCGUGUUACGUGAAGUAUAAGGUGACUGAGCCAGGUGACUAUAGAGUGGGUAUCAAGUUCAAUGAACAGCACAUCCCGGACAGUCCCUACCACGUGUACAUGUUGCCUUCAACGGGUGACACCUCAAAGAUUGAACUGGCUCAUAUUCCAGAGAGUUUUAAUCAAAUUAACAAACCUGUAGCCAUUGCCAUUCUCAUGAAUGGAGCCAAAGGAAAUUUAGAUGGAAAAGUCAUCUCACCCUCUGGAACAGAAGAUGAUUGCUUUAUUACUCCUUUAGAUGCUGAUCAAUGGGCAUUAAGGUUUGUACCACGUGAAAAUGGUGUGCACCUCAUUCACAUACGUUGUUCUGGUGUUCAUAUUCCACAAAGUCCUCUCCGUCUACUCAUCGGCAAGGAUGAUUCAGAUCCAGCAGCUGUUCAAGCUUACGGUCCUGGUUUGAAAGAAACUAAAUCUGGCACCAAAACAGAUUUCAUUGUUGAUACAUGCAGUGCUGGUACUGGAACUUUAUCUGUUACUAUCGAUGGACCCUCUAAAGUAUCUAUGGAUUGCACUGAAGUUGAAGAAGGUUAUAAAGUACGUUAUACACCAUUAGCCCCAGGAGAUUAUUUCAUUACAGUAAAAUACAAUGGAUAUCACAUUGGUGGAAGCCCAUUUAAAGUUCCAUGCACGGGUAGUGCUGUGACAGAUAUCGGAACUAAGGAACAAUCUCAGGUUGUUGUUGAGACAAGUGCAAAACAAGCAAAGCAGAAAGCUGAUCACUUACCCAAGUUUAGGUCCGAUGCUACAAAAGUAACGAGUAAAGGAAUGGGUCUAAAACGAGCUCAUUUGCAUAGGUCUAAUCAAUUCACCGUCAAUUGCACAGAUGCAGGAAAUAACUUAUUCUUCUGUUCUGUGUAUGGCCCCAAAGGUCCAUGUGAGGAGGUAUUUGUUAAAGCUAUCGGAAAAAAUAUGUAUCAAGUUAAUUACACAGUGAAAGAAAAGGGAGACCACGUAGUUGCUGUCAAAUGGGGUGAUGACCAUAUCCCCGGUAGUCCAUUCAAAGUAGAAGUCUCUUAACUUUUUUUUAAAGGAAACAAAAACUGCUUGAAGUUCUCGGUUGUUGUCGUGAAAAUAUGUUUUUAUAUUCAUGUUGCCAAAUGUUUUGUUGUUUCGCUUCUCCUCUCCCUACAUAGUCUGUUUUCUCGAUGCAGAUCAUGUGAAACUACUCGUGAUUUGUUUAGUAUACCCACUUCGUGUCGUUUUAUUGUUCUUUUUAAUUUAUCCAACGUGAAAACAUUAAGUGCCUCGCUACACAUGAAAUUUUGUGUCGAACGGAAACUUACUUUAAAGGAAUAUUAUAUAUUUUGAUGUUAUGUUGUUUGCAAAGUUUAUGGAUAAUUUAUAUUUAUUAAGACUUUUAAAUGAAUUUCAAAAAUUUCAUCCACUAUUCGAUUCAUAAUUUAUGAGCUCAGAAAUCUCUCAGCAUUGCAAUUUCUGUUUAAGCUGAUCUCAUUCUAAAGAAAAAUGUGUACUUAAUCUCUCAUUUUAAAAAUAUUUAAUUUUUAGAAUUUAGGAUGUUUAUACUGUGGCAUUUUAUAAAUUUAUUUUAAGAUAAAAAAGAUUUAGUGUUUUCUGAUGAAACUAUUGAUAAUGUAUUUGAGAUUUUGAAUUUUUUUUAAAAAGAAAACAAUUUUAUUUUGCUUGUUUAUUGCAAUUUUAUUCUUUAAAGAUCAAAUAAAUUUUGUUCCUUCCA
Parasteatoda tepidariorum (common house spider) is the source of this 7695-nucleotide messenger RNA. RefSeq names its product filamin-A. NCBI's taxonomy places the organism in Eukaryota, Metazoa, Arthropoda, Arachnida, Araneae, Theridiidae. Gene Ontology annotation, molecular function: actin filament binding. Gene Ontology annotation, biological process: actin cytoskeleton organization. The record is from RefSeq and is a predicted model, not a curated record.